AUGUCGCGAAGCAAUUUUACAGAUGAGGAGCUGGAGUAUUUCAUCACUAAAAUGUUGGAGAAAAAGUAUGAUGAAAGAACUUCACGGCUAGAGAAGCAGGUGAUUCUGAGGCGAAUUGCCCAGCACCUGUUUAACUUGAACUCAAGGAGGCAUUCAAAGAAUGCCUACUUAAAAAAAUGGUCCGACCUGAAGAGGCACAAAAUGGCAUUUAUCAAAGAGGUCAGAGACAGGAACUGUCCAGGGGCUACUCUUCCUAAAGUGCGCCCUAAGCGCUCCAAUAAGAUGAAGGUGGUGGUGGUGGAAGAGGAGCUGAUGGAGGAUGAGGAGGAUGAGGAGCAGGAACAGGAGCAGGCAGGACCAUCGGGGCAUCAGGCCCAUAGCCCACCGGAGGCAGAUGAGGUCCAGGAGAAUGAGGAGGAGGAGGAACAAGACGAGGUGGUGACCACCCCCCACCAGGAGGAGCUUAACAGGUGUAUACGGAAAUUUCAAAAGAUGAGGCAGGAGCAGCUCGAGAGGAUGAAGCAAUUGAGGGCAAAUCAAAUGAGGAGGAUGAGGGAGCAGAAGCUCCAAUUCUCACAUGAGAUAACGGUGAUGGAGAUGACCAACCAAAAGGCCUUUGAGGAAGGGAUCCAAGAGCUGAUAGACAUGAAAAGGCUUCCAUAA
This is a messenger RNA of Bufo gargarizans (Asiatic toad), 663 nucleotides long. RefSeq names its product ABC transporter F family member 4-like. The transcript is spliced from 4 exons. Lineage: Eukaryota; Metazoa; Chordata; Amphibia; Anura; Bufonidae. The coding region runs from base 1 to 663 and encodes 220 amino acids. The record is from RefSeq and is a predicted model, not a curated record.